Molecule: messenger RNA, 1194 nt
Organism: Cotesia congregata
Lineage: Eukaryota; Metazoa; Arthropoda; Insecta; Hymenoptera; Braconidae
Source: the annotation of a GenBank genome assembly
AUGAAGUUAAAAAUGAAUUAUCAUAAAAUAAAGUCAGUGUGUUAUCGGCUUUUUGUGAUUAGUCAGUACUUAUUCUUUAAAAUAAUCGGAUUGUCGCCUUGGUCAAUCGACGCUUCUGAAAUAUUAACCGGAAACCAAAGAAUUGAAACUCAUAAUUUUAGAUACUAUUUUUCAUAUAUUGGAAUGUGUUAUAACAUUAUUUUUAUUGUAGUAACUUCAUCGUUAAAUAUUUACUGUUUUAACUAUAUAAAAUCGAUGAAAAUACUCGACCAAAUUUUCGGUAUAUUUCAAAACACCUUCGCAUGUCUUUCAUCGUUCUGUAUUAUUUUUAUUGUACUUAUUAUCACCGCUCGACACAAAUUAAUUAUGAAUUUCAUCAACAUCCACCUGCGAAAUGUUGAUAAAAACUUAAAUACGUGCGCCGAUUAUGAAAUAAAAUACGAAUGUAUCAAUGAUGUAAUCUUCGCUAGCAACUUUAUCGUCACAAGUACCAUAGCCAUAGUGAGACAAUUUUUUUCCAAAUCAAAAUUAAUUGUCUUCAUAAGCCUACCAAAUUUUUUAACGACUUGGCCACUGAUUCAUUAUACAAUCUUCAUAAAUAUAAUAAAAUUACGAUUCAAGAGUAUUAAUUCGAUGCUUUUGAAACUUGGUACCACCGAAAGUAAAAUAUUGCGAUCGCGUGAGUUAAUUCUGCAUGAUCUUGAUAGCAUAAAACGCGCAUACGCGGAACUUUGUAAAGGGUGUGAUGAAAUUGUAACUUUUUAUGAAGUUCCUACCUUGAUUGUGAUACUUAUAUUUUCGACAAAAACUAUCCGCAGUUUGUAUUAUAUGGUGAUACAAUUGAUCUCCGCUCCGAAGAUUGACUCUCUAACAUAUCUAACUGGACUUAGUUUGUUGUAUCCUAUAUAUAUCUUCAUAUACUUCACUUCUUCUGUGACCAAAGUAGUUAAAGAGGUUAGUAAGUAUAAUAAAGAAACCGUCAGGAUUAUCAACUUACUAAGAGAUCGAUUUGAUAUGGAUGAAGAAAUAUUCAAAAAACUGGUGAAGUUUUCUUCUUACCUUCCGUACUUGACUGUUGAAUUCACCUGCUGUGGAAUAAUACCACUAGAUCGCACUCUUUUGAUGAUUGCUUCCAGCACUAUUGCCUCAUAUCUCGUUAUUUCUGUUCAAUUCUACAUCAGCUUAUCUGCCAAU